UCCAACUCAUUGUGUAAAACUCCAUGUCGCUGCCGUGAAUCUGCUUGGAAAAUGACGAAGCUAUUCGCAACAAACCGCUUCAUCUGUGGCGGAGACCCACUUUUAACAGCGCUUCUCGCGAGCUGAUUGGUCGCCUUGUGAGCUUUGCUUGCAUGGGUAGCUCCUUAGCGGCUACCCCACCAACGCGUCUCCCCAUCCCUCCUCGAGCAUAAAAAGGCCUCUCCUCUCCAACCUUCCUCCAUCUCACAACAACUCCAUCCAUCUUCUUCUUGCUGUCCCAUACUGCGCACUCUCACACAAUCAUCAGAACAACCCACACACACCCUCAAUCAAUCGGACAGCUUAAGCAACCACGCUAUGGCUUCCACCACCAUCCACUCCGAGCCUGAUCGUGCUUGGAUCCCCACCCAUUCCCAUGACACUGUCUACUCCCCCAAGGGCCCGGCCACUGCCACCACCUUGCCUGCUGGCUUCCCCAAGUCCAUUGUCUCUCCAACCGCUUGGACUGGCACUGACUUCGACAACGACCAAAACCAAGAGCGCUACAUCUUGGUCCUCAAUGAAGGUGAUGUCAAGGAGCUCGAGCAAGCCUGCCGCAACUUUGAAGGCCUCAACCUCCCCUUUGAGCGUGUUUCUCAAGAGUCGUUCCCUCUCCCGACCUUGGGCAGCAAGUUGAAGGCUUUGGCCAAAGGCCUCGUCAAUGGCGUCGGCUUCUUGCUCAUUCGCGGCUUGGAUCCGAAGCAAUUCUCGAAUGAGGCAAACCUCGUCAUGUAUCUCGGUGUCUCGGCAUACAUUGGUGAGAAGCGCGGUUGUCAAGAUGAACUUGGAAACAUGCUCCUUCACUUGACGGAUUUAAGCGCUGAGGCUGGUCCUGACAAUGAGCGUCAAGCCCCGUACUCCAAUGUCGCACAGCCAUUCCAUACCGACGCGGCUGACAUCCUCGGCUUGCAAUGUUUGGGUGAGGCUGAGAUUGGCGGAGAGUGCCAGCUUGCAUCGACCGCAACCAUCUACAACGAGAUCGUCAAGACCCGACCCGAUAUCAUCCACCUCUUGUCGGCUUCUUCUUGGGUCUUCGACCGUUUUGGCCAAUCGCCCCCGUACAUGGUUCGCCCGAUUCUCUACCCCACGGGUGAGGAUAGGGUCAUUCUCUCUUUUUCCCGUCGACCCCUCGUUGGCAACGCCACCUCCCCGCGCACUCCCGGUAUUCCAGACUUGAGCGCUGCUCAAGUGGAGGCUCUGAACGCAGUUCAAUUUGCUGCUGAGGAGCACGCUUUGGCAAAGAAGUUGAAGACUGGCGACAUGUUGUUCUGGAACAACAUGGCCAUGUUGCAUGCUAGGAAGGGUUGGACCGACUCUCCCAACAGUCGUCGCCAUUUGGUUCGCUUGUGGCUGCGCAAUGACGACACCGAGAAGCGCUGGCCCAUCCCGGAGGAGCUUCAGGCUGGCACUGCGUGGAAUGAAGCCUUCGACCAUGCCGGUAGGUCUCAGCUCUGGCCCGUUGCGCCCAUCCGAGAGCGCGCAUACAUUGCCAACCAACAACGCUCUUCUGGCCACGCUUGAGCUUUCACACACACACACAGGUAGGCCUGGUUGAAGGACCAUCUAUUCGGUGAGGAGUCGACCGUCCGGUCCUGGGUUUACGAUCGGCGUCUGGCGCACAUGGGGGUUUGCAUGGGCAUCUGGCGCAUCUGGGUUUGCAUGGAUUUCUUUGACCACCACCGUCACUAUCAUUCGAUAGGGAUGUCGGUGAAGCGUUGUCUUCCCGCUUGCAUGGCUUUUCCAUUCAAGCUCGUUUCUUGCUAGCCAAAUUGAGGUUUAGCC
Messenger RNA from Hyaloscypha bicolor E, 1821 nucleotides. RefSeq names its product Clavaminate synthase-like protein. Gene Ontology annotation, molecular function: oxidoreductase activity. The transcript is spliced from 6 exons. The record is from RefSeq and is a predicted model, not a curated record. Lineage: Eukaryota; Fungi; Ascomycota; Leotiomycetes; Helotiales; Hyaloscyphaceae. The coding region runs from base 358 to 1560 and encodes 400 amino acids.